Lasiodiplodia theobromae is the source of this 1287-nucleotide messenger RNA. RefSeq names its product Peptidase S8/S53 subtilisin/kexin/sedolisin. Gene Ontology annotation, molecular function: serine-type endopeptidase activity. The transcript has 4 exons. Bases 1 to 1287 code for a protein of 428 amino acids. NCBI's taxonomy places the organism in Eukaryota, Fungi, Ascomycota, Dothideomycetes, Botryosphaeriales, Botryosphaeriaceae. The record is from RefSeq and is a predicted model, not a curated record. Gene Ontology annotation, biological process: proteolysis.
AUGAAGUCCUCUGCUCUUCUUGCCUUGGCCACCUCGCUGGGUGCUUAUGCUGCCCCGGCUUCACUCAAGCGGGACACGGCUACCUACGACAUCAUCCUCUCCAAGUCUGCUGAUGUUGCUGCUAUUCUGUCCCAGCUCGACAUCACUGUCGAUGAUGAGUCCGUGACCAGCACCUACAACAACAGCUUCUUCAAGGGUUUCUCUGGCUCUUUCUCCGCUGAACAAGUUGAGAAGCUUAACGGCAUUGCUGAGGUCUCCAUUGUGGACUCGGCUCUGGAGGCCACUAUCAAGGCUACUCGUUCCAGUGCUCCUUGGGGUCUGCAGCGUAUCUCUCAAACCGACAGCAUCUCAAACACUGCCAGCCCCUCUUCCACCUCGUAUACUUACACCUACUCAUCCACCGCCCUCGGCUCCGGCGUUGACAUUUACAUUGUCGAUACCGGCAUCCGUACCAGCCACACUCAGUUUGGCAGCCGUGCCACUGUCGGUUGGAGCGCCUUUACGUCUCAAACUGAUGAUAACGGCCAUGGCACUCACGUUUCUGGAACCUCCGCGGGUAACACUGUUGGUGUUGCCAGCAAUGCCAACCUUAUUGGUGUCAAAGUCCUCGACGCCUCCGGUAGUGGAACUUCCUCUGGUUUGAUCGGCGGUAUCGACUACGUCGCUUCCCAGCAUGAAUCUCGUUCGGGUGAGAGCGGCUUCGUCGGUUCUGUCGCAUCCCUGUCUCUUGGUUUCAACGGCCGCUCCACGGCAGUUGAGAGCGCUCUUGUUGCCCUGUCCGACGCUGGUGUGCACAUUGCAGUUGCCGCUGGAAACGACGGCGAUGAUGCCUCGAACUACACUCCCGGAUCUCUCGGAGGCGACGUCAGCAACAUCAUUUCCGUUGGCGCCGCUAACAUCCUCGACGAAGUUGCGUACUUCUCGAACUCCGGCCCGACGGUUGACCUCUACGCCCCUGGUGUUACCACCUACUCUUCUUACUACAACAGCGACACUGCCUACGCUGUCGCCAGCGGCACGAGCAUGGCCACUCCCCACAUCAGCGGUCUUCUUGCCUACCUCCUUGCCUCCGACUCCAGCCUCAACGACCCGGCCACCCUCAAGGCUUACGUCAAGUCCCUGGCUGUUUCUGGAUACCUCACCGCAGGCGACGCCGACGUCACCCCCGGCGGAGAGCUCAUCAUCGCCCAGAAUGGCGCGAGCGGGUCCAGCUCCACCGUCGACGAGACCGAGACCACCCAGGCCGCGGCUGAUGAGGAGGUCAUCGACCUCGGAAUCUUCUACUAA